Molecule: messenger RNA, 2453 nt
Organism: Gavialis gangeticus (Gharial)
Lineage: Eukaryota; Metazoa; Chordata; Crocodylia; Gavialidae
Product: brachyury protein homolog A-like
Exons: 8
Coding region: 669-1922 (417 amino acids)
Biological process (GO): regulation of transcription by RNA polymerase II; positive regulation of DNA-templated transcription; somitogenesis
Cellular component (GO): nucleus
Molecular function (GO): RNA polymerase II cis-regulatory region sequence-specific DNA binding; DNA-binding transcription factor activity, RNA polymerase II-specific
Source: RefSeq, a predicted model, not a curated record
UCUGAGCAGCUGGACUGGGACUCGCAUGGCUGGGCUCCCCCCUUCCAGCUGUGCUCAGCCCCUUCUUGCCACCCCCCACGGGUUUCUCUCGGGUUACUUGGCGGAUAUAUUUUCCAAGUGUGGUCAAGUCCUUGGUGUGGCCUGGUUCUCCCCCCUGCCCCAGCCCUGGGAUGGGGGUCCUGGGCUCUUUGGCUCACGCUGAAGGCUGUGGAUGAAAGGUGAUCAGCUGUCAAUGGCAGGGCAAUCUCUGCCCCACACCUGCCCCCCAGGAGGGGCCUGUGUGGGAAGGAUGAACCUAUUGCCAAUGCUGGGAGGUGGCUUGGGUUUCCCACUGAGUUUCACACAGACAUCAAAGCAUUUCCCCCUCCAUCACCGAGCUGAGAAGUUGCAGGCCCACACAUAGCUCCCCCCACCCCAGGCUGCCCAAUCCCUGCCUCACCCACCUUGGCCCAGGCAGGGAGGGGCACCUGCUAAGGCUUCCAGCCAGUGAGAAAGGAACUGGGCCUCUGGGCUUGCUGUAGAAGAGGUUUAAAUCCCAGGGGGGACUCCAACCCCUCCUCAAUGAGUCCUGAUGCCUGACAAGCAAGGCUGGGGCCCAACUCCCAACACUGGGCUCAAGGGCUGGGGCGUAAGACUUGAGGAGCAGGGCCACGGGGACGUCGGACACCAUGAGCUCAGCUCCCAGCCACCAGCAGCUGGACCACGUCUUCAGCGCGGUGGAGAGUGGGCUGGAAGUGAGCAGCGAGAAGGGGGAUGCCUUGGAGAGGGAGAUCAAGGUGGAGCUGGAGGAGAAGGAGCUGUGGACGAACUUCAAGGAGCUCACCAAUGAGAUGAUCGUCACCAAGAUGGGCCGGAGAAUGUUUCCUGUGCUGAAAGUCAGCAUCUCAGGCCUGGACCCCAACUCCAUGUACUCGAUCCUGCUGGACUUUGUGGCUGCAGAUGGGAAUCGCUGGAAAUACGUAAAUGGAGAGUGGAUCCCCGGUGGGAAGCCAGAGCCCCAAAGCCCAAGUUGUGUCUACAUCCACCCUCAAUCCCCCAACUUCGGGGCUCACUGGAUGAAAGCCGCCAUCACCUUCAGCAAAGUCAAACUCUCCAACAAGAUGAAUGGAGGAGGGCAGAUCAUGCUGAACUCCCUCCAUAAGUACGAGCCCCGUGUCCACAUUGUGAAGGUUGGGAGGCCGCAGAAAACGAUCAGCAGCUUUUCCUUCCCGGAAACUCAGUUUAUUGCUGUCACUGCCUACCAGAACGAGGAGAUCACGGCCUUGAAGAUUAAACACAAUCCCUUUGCCAAAGCCUUCCUGGAUGCCAAGGAGAGGUGCAACUCCAAAGAGGUUCUCGAAAGCAGCAGUGAAUCUCCCCAGGCUGCCUAUUCACAGAUUGGGGGCUGGUUCCUGCCAGGCACCAGCCCCUUCUGCUCCUCUCCUGCCCAGACUUCAUUGUCAGGGGGUCCUGGCCUCUCACCCAGCCCCAGCUCAUACUGCGAGCAGUACUCCAGCCUACGGAGCCACAGACCCUCUCCCUACCCAAGUCCCUACAGCCAGAGGAAUGCCUCACCAACUAAUUAUGUGGAUAGUUCUGCUGGCCUCUCCAUGCUGCCUGCCCCUGACAGCUGGUCAGGACUGAGUCUCUCCAGCUCCACCGGGGUCUUACCCACCGCUGCCUCUACCACAAGCCAAUAUCCCAGCCUGUGGCCCCUCACCAGCAACUCCAUCAGUCCUGCUCCCCAAUCCAGCUCUAACCCCCCCUUCUUGAGAGGUUCUCCAGUCUCUUACAGCAGCAUGGCCCCUACUCUCCCAGCUCCCUCGCCCUCCCCAGUCUAUGACAACAUUCUUCUGCCAGAGAUACCUGCAAGCGAUAGUCAGUACGACUCCACUAUCGCUCGCCUGGCAUCCACAUGGGCAACCAUCACUCAGAGUUACUGAGGCUGAGAAGAUGGCUCCUGUCCUCUUAAAGGAUAACAGGCAGAGGGCAACACAAGGGGCACCUGAGCUCAAUCCCCCCCAAGGCAACGCUGAGUCUCUCAGACUGGUGCCGAGCAACGUUCUGCCAGAAGAGAAUGCUUCUCCAAUUUCACUGCUCUUUAGCAGCCAUGGCACGAAAUGGAAGUCUACAAAGCCUCCUGAGUGACUGAAGGAUGACUCAGGUGGCACUCUGCACUCAACAGAACCAGGAGAUGGCUUUCUAGGAGAGACUCUGUUUUCCCUCUGAGUUUGGAAACCCAAGACGACAAAUGUAUCUUGGCUGCCUUGAAAGAUAUCUGAACAAAUGAAUGUUCUUUCCUACCGCUCAAGACUCCAGAAGAUCACAAUCCAUCCAGGCAACAUGUCAUCUCAUGCAAGCAAGAGACCCACCAAGGGGUAGAACAUAUAAGCAUGCACAGCCCGGGGCCCCGCCAAGCUCUGUGUAUUAUCUGUGUAGAACUUUGCUUGUAAAUAAACCUUUUUUGAAAACAA